Molecule: messenger RNA, 1618 nt
Organism: Caenorhabditis angaria
Lineage: Eukaryota; Metazoa; Nematoda; Chromadorea; Rhabditida; Rhabditidae
Source: the annotation of a GenBank genome assembly
AUGGAUCAUCAUCAUCACAAUCACAAGGAUCAUAUAGGUAUUUUUUUUUUGUUUUUCAGAAAAAAAAAUUAAAAAAAAUUUUUUUUUUUUUUGGAAUUCCGGAAAUUUAUUCACAAAAAUGCCCAUUUUCCCAUGAUCUAAAAAAAAAAAUUUUUUUUUCAAAAAAAAAUUUUUAAUUGAUUUUUUCGCGCCCAAAAAAACACUUUUCCAUGGAAACCGGCUUCAUUUUUGAAGGUUUUUAUCCCAAUUUUUUUGGCGCCAAAAACUACAGUAACCCAAAUUUUCGCUUCAGGAAAUCCAAUGGAGCACAGUAUGCCUUCAAUGCAUUCAAUGUCUUUUCAUUUCGGCACCCAGGAGACGAUUUUAUUUGAUUUUUGGAAAAUUGAAAGUGUUGGAGGUGAGUACGGUAGGGGGGUACUGUAGAUUUUUGGUCUAGGGGUACUGUAGACACGAAAAAAUGCGAUGUUUUGAGUCUAAAUGAGCCUAGGAUGAAAUUUUGUGCUGAAAAUGCUGGAAUUAUUGAUUUUCAGCAAUUUUCAGCUAUUCCAUGAUUUUCAGCACGAAAUUUGAGCCCAGAAACAUAUGUUUUUCUACAGUAAUCCCGGUUGAUCCAUUUUUUUUGGAAUUUUUUGGCACAAUUUUCUACAGUAAGAGUUUCUAGACCCAAAUUUUGCGCUGAAAAUGCUGGAAUUAUUGAUUUUCAGCGAUUUUCAGCUAUUCCAUGAUUUUCAGCACAAAAUUUGGGUCUAGAACAAGAUUUUAAAGUUUUCCCUAAACAUUUUGGAAAAAAAGAUUCCGGAAGCUCAGAAACUUCAUUUAGGCUGAAAUUUUGCGCUGAAAAUGCUGGAAUCGCUGAAAAUUGCUGAAAACUAAGAUUUCCAGCGUUUUCAGCACAAAAUUUGGGUCUAGAAAUUCUUACUGUAGAAAAUUGUGCCAAAGAUUCCGAAAAAAUGGAUCAACCUGGUUACUGUAGAAAAACAUGUUUCUGGACUGAAAUUUUGUGCUGAAAAUGCUGUAAUCGCUGAAAAUCGCUGAAAACUAGCAUUUUCAGCAUUUUCAGCACGAAAUUUGGGUCUAGAACAAGAUUUUAAAGCUUUCACUAAACAUUUUGGAAAAAAAGAUUCCAGAAGCUCAGAAGCUUCAUUUAGGCUGGAAUUUUGUGCUGAAAAUGCUGGAAUCGCUGAAAAUUGCUGAAAAUUGAGAUUUCCAGCGUUUUCAGCACAAAAUUUGGAUCUAGAAACAAGCCUAGGCCUUUUUCGGCCCCCUAGAAAAUCCACGUGUCAAUUUUUCAGGCCUGAUCUUCUCCAGCCUCAUCAUCUUCCUCAUCGCCUUCCUCAUGGAAUCAAUCCGCUUCUUCCGCGCCUUCCGCAAAGCUCAAAAACCUUCCGCUUCCGCGUCCCCAACCAAAUUCCAGCCCACAAUUCCGGACCUGAUUGAUCCGGUUCUCCAGGCCGCCCAAUUAGGCCUGGCCUAUUUUUUGAUGCUCAUUUUUAUGACUUUUAACGUGUGGAUUUGUGUGGUUACUGUAGUUGGCGAGGUUUUAUCGCAUCUUUUUUAUAAUGCAAUUUUUCCGUUUUUGUAUUCUGGAGCCACGAAUUUGGCUGAAAAUCAUUGCUGA